GCAAGUUAAGGUGCUCGGUGUGCAAGGCCUGGUAUUGUAGCAAGGAGUGUCAAGUAGAUGACUGGUACUACCACCGACACGACUGCAUCCCUCCACCGCCUCUGGAAGAACCUUGCAAUCAAGUUGAGAGUGUGGGAGAGACUGUGACUGUCAAGGACCAGUCACCCCUCUUGAGUGACAGCAUGCGUGCUGAUGGCAAAGAAAGCAUUUUAAUGCAGUUCUCUGCCUCAUACUUCUCAGACCAGACACAGAAAGCUGCAUCCCCACAGGAAACUGCAGAGAAGGUCUCAUCACCGGAUGCACAACUGCUACAGAAUUCUAUAAAUAAUGAAACAGUAAAAGAAAGUCAUUACAUGCAGUUGAAAAACUGUGAAAGUGUAAAUCAGAGUGAUAAUAACAAGCUGCCAGAAAACUUGAGCUAUGGAAGUAAUACACUGCCAAAUACCUUGAAACAAAAAGUCAUGUUGUGUAGAAAAAAUCUGCAAUCAGCAAUGAGUAAAGUAAGAGACACUCAAAAGUUACCAGUAGGGAGUAGUGAAAGCCAGGAGAUAAAACCACAACUCGCCAGCACCUGUACAAAUAGGAAAAGUGUGAGAUUGACAAAUCCAAUACUAAGAUCUGGCCAACUGCGGAGACCCUUUGAUAAAGUGAAGAGCUCAGUUGGGCAGACGGCUAAUGAUAAUUCUAAGGAAUCUACUGAAGCAUUUGUAAGUUCUCGAGCGAUAACUGACAUGGGAAAGGCAAAUGCUGAGCGUAAUGUGUUUGACAGUGGUAAUUUAAAACUAAAUUGUCACCCAGAAUCUGCUGUACUAAAUGAAAAAAUGCCUCUAAAUAAAACUUCUCUAACUUACUGCAAUACAGAGGACACUCCACAAAACUUAAGGUCAUCGUCUUCAAUGAUACCUUCAUUACACCCUCACUCAUCAACAGCAGGAAAACAAUCCAAUGGUUCUUCCGAGUUAAUGGAAUCUCUACAAAAUACACCAUGUGUCUUGGAUGACUUGAAGUUAGAUAAUGAAUAUAAUGGAGUUGUCAUGCUGGUUGAAGACGAUUGCAUGAAGUUUACUGCUCUUGUUUUGGUUGAUGCUGUUAAAACUGUAGUCUUUGAAGGACAUGAGGUAUUGGCCAGUGUUCCCCAGGACCCAACAUUUAAGCCUGUGGUUGGAUCUCGAGUGGCUGCAGUUUCGUCAUUUGACAAUACCUGGUGUCGUGCGUAUGUGUAUAAAAUAGAAGGUGAGAAGUUCCAUGUGUUUUUUAUAGACUUUGGUAAUAUGGAAACGGUACAUGUGGUUAAACCUCUUCCAGCAGGGCCAUUUUCGGAGUUACCAGGUCUUGCCUUCAUUGCCAAAGUUCAUUCUAAAGUGACACCUGAAAUUCAGCAGCAGCUGCAGACAGUUAUAACAGUAAAUACUGAGAUAAAGUUCAAGGUUGUUGGUAAAAAGUCAAAAUCUCUGAAAGUUUUAUUGUUGCAGAGUUGCUCAGACAGUGUAAUUACAGACUUUAUCCUAAGACCAUGGUACUUCGCUCUUCCUUUGCCACAAGACUCCAAGAUGACGAUGUCAAGGACCACUCCAGUGCAUCUGGCAAAAUUUGAUGUGAAGCCCAGUGCACCAGAGGCUAACUUCUGCCAGGACAGACCAGUAGAUGAUAAGUCAAAAAAGAUAAAUUCUGAACAGAUACCUUUAAAUUCAUCUUCUAAGGCAAACCUCACAAAACAUACAGGAUUUGUUCCGCUUUCCGCUCGGAGAUCUGUGGCAUUGAAGAGCUCGUGUCCAAUUGGUGAACGUGCUAAAAGCGUACCAGGUGUUAAUGUUCUUGAGCAAUGUUCUCUUAAGAAUCAACCAGAUAAUGUAAGAGGGCAGAAAUUUAUAGGCAACGAGUCUUUGAAAAUUAAGGAUAACAAAUCUUCAUUGCUAAGCUUGCCUCCAAAAACCUCCACGGCUAGAGAGAAGUUUUGGGCUCGAGACCUUGGCAAGAUAGAGUUGAAAUGCGACCACGAUUAUAAAGUGCUUCCGGUGUCGGUUGACGCAGAAAAUCACCUGUACGUGCACAUUGUAACAAACAAGUCUAUUGGGGACUUUCAGCAGUUGAUGGAAAGCAUUACAAUACAUUGUGAGACAGGAACUGCACCAUCUGAUUUGGAAGUUGGAGAGUUAGUGUGUGGUUUUGUGGUUGGUGAUGGACAGUGGUACCGUGGUGAGGUGGUCAAGAUUGUGGCUGAACUUGUAACGUUGCUCCUAGUUGACUUUGGCUACGAGGAGAGUGUUCUUCUGGUCAACGUCAGGGAAUUUUCUGCCAAUUUUAUGAAGUUUCCUUGUGUUUGUGUCAAGGUGAAACUACAUAAUGUAUCAAAAGAUGACAGUGAAGCACAGAGGAAAAUAUCUGAAUUGAUUAAAUCAUCACCACAACUGAUCAUGUAUUGUCGAAGGAAAGACUGUUUUGAAUUUCAUCUUUUUGAUGUCCAGAACAAUGUGGUGUUGAAUGAUGAGCUCUCAUCACAUAAAAGAACACCAGUUUAUCAAGAGACCUCAUCAGCAGCAUCUUCUCUUCUGGUAAGAAAACUCCCUCAAGAAGACAUCAACGCCGCCAACAAGUGUUCUUCCUCUUCAAACAUCACUAAUUUCCAGUCCUCGACAAAUCCUCUUGACCAAAAAAAGUCAUUCCCUAAAACAGGGCCUUUCUCUCCACGAAACUUCCCUGAAUCCAAGAAGUUGUCCAUUCCUACUGAUUCAGUAUCUUCAGUAAAGCAGAAUACACCUGAAAAAUUGCCCAUGGAAGCUCGGCUAACCACGAGUCCUGCAACAGACUUGAUCCACAGUAUGGCUAAUAAAAACCUCUGUAACCCUUCCAGUGCUUCAAAUGAUACACCUUCAUCAGCCAUCCAGCUAACCAACCCAAAGGCCAUUGUUCAACAGAAUAAUGAAUGUGAUAGUUUUACUAUACCCACAAGGGAGAGCAAAGGUAUCGGGCGUAAGGUGCCAAUGUAUGAUACCUGUAAGAGCACGGUGCUUCCUAUAGCCAAAGGUGUGGAAGUUGUUCUUAUGGAAGUUAGUGACGCUCUCAGCAUAUUUGUCAUUCCAAAGGCCUCUCUAUUUCUGUUUGAUGAACUGGAAGACAUGACGACAUCCAUAACCAACUACUGCGAGAGCCGCCCCAACUCUUUGUACAGACCUAAGAUUGGAGAAAUGUGCCUGGGCAAGUUCAGCGAAGGCAAGAUCCUUCUGGAUCUCAGUGAACUGCAUCACAAACGUUUGGACCAUGUUUCACUGCGUAAACACUUAUAUUCUCUGCAGCGUUGCUAUAUUUUAGUAAUACCACAUUAA
Molecule: messenger RNA, 3323 nt
Organism: Procambarus clarkii (red swamp crayfish)
Lineage: Eukaryota; Metazoa; Arthropoda; Malacostraca; Decapoda; Cambaridae
Source: RefSeq, a predicted model, not a curated record